AUGUCGGAGCGCAGAAAUACCCCCAGCGAGCAUCAGGACCUGGGCGCCUUGCAACUGGUGAGGGAUGCUCAGCUUGAGGUGAUUGAUAUUCCGGCAGACACCUUUUUCCAGUCCACUGAGCUACAGUUGCGACGAUGGCCCCAUGCGCAAGCUUCCAGCCUUCCCUCCGCCGAAGCACACGAGACAAGUUCCGCUUCUGGGAAGGUCCGAGCGAAGCUCCCAGCAUAG
Molecule: messenger RNA, 228 nt
Organism: Penicillium riverlandense
Lineage: Eukaryota; Fungi; Ascomycota; Eurotiomycetes; Eurotiales; Aspergillaceae
Exons: 1
Coding region: 1-228 (75 amino acids)
Source: RefSeq, a predicted model, not a curated record